CUAAAAGCGGCGUAAAACCAAACUCAGUAGGGCAAUCAUUAUGACAAAACCUUUUGAAAGGCAGAAGGCAUUGAGUAACUUCAUGUCGGGACGAUGUCACAGCCAUUAUUUGCGGUAAUAAAGAACAGCGCAUUUAAACAUGUGCCAAUGGUCCCCUUUUGUUUAAGUGUGCUUUGACUACAAGCAAGUCAGACGUUGUAACGUAAUAUCCUGCAUAGCAACAUACCUCACUGGACGUCUAAGUUAGUGCAUGCUGAUACUUGUGUUAACUGACUACAAUGGAUUUUUUUCAUGGUUAUGAUUGAUUAUGACGAUACACUGGAAUAACGGAUACCGACUGAGCUGUCGUGAUGUGCAUGAAUAUGCGUGAGACUACAUUGAUGUUAUAGCCCGACCCGCGUAUUUCAGUAUUUCAAAAUAUCGAUCGAAGAAUUCACCAAGAACACGUUGAUUGAGUAAUCAUUGUAAUCUUGCAAAGUGGAUUUGUGUCAAAGGGAAAGGAAACGGGACCAACAACAAUUCCAACAUGUCCAACGAAGACCAAGAAAAGACGAGUGUUCCCUCAGAAAAAAGAGAGACAUGGGGACAUCGAGUGGAUGGCAUCGUCACCUUGUUGGGCUACAGUGUUGGGGAGGGAACACUUCUCAAGUUUCCUUACCUGUGCGCAAGAAACGGCGGAGGCGCCUUCCUGAUUCCCUAUCUGCUUUUUGUGGGUCUCUGUUCACUUCCGUUGUACUUCCAAGAGGUUGUCAUCGGGCAGUACUACCAGAGAGGUCCAGUUGAGGUGUGGAAAUUUUGCCCCGCAAUGAAAGGUCUGGGUUUUGGGUCGGCGUUGGUGUCGUGGGUGUACGCCAUGUACACGUCCAUGUACUUCUCCUGGUACCUCUACUUCUUCUUCAACUCCUUCUUCAACCCCUUACCAUGGUCCACGUGUGGCAACUCCUGGAACACGCCCAGCUGUGUGGAGUCGACGCUGCGGCAUGCUGGGAUGAACACCACGGUGAAUGGCACUGAGUAUCUGCAAGGUGACAUAAACACUACGAAGUUGGAUCUCCUGAAUAUGUCCACUGAUGGUGUUGCCAGCGCCACUGAAGAAUUCUGGAGGUUUAAUGCACUGGAUAUCUCAAGCGGUCUCGCCCAUUUAGGUUCCAUUCGGUGGCCAUUGUUCGGCUGCCUGGCUUUGACCUAUGUUGCAAUGUAUAUCAUGUUGGUCAAGGGCAUCCGGGUUGCGGGAAAGAUUGUGUACGUGACUUUUAUGCUCCCGCUCCUUCUGUGCACCAUCAUACUCAUCCGGGGAUCCAUGCUGCCUGGGGCAAUAGACGGACUUCUUUACAUGUUGAAACCGGACUUUACAAAGCUGGCAAGCCCCACAAUAUGGAUAGAGGCUUGUGGCUACGCUCUUCAUUCAAUGGGGACAAGCAAGGGGAUUGCAAACACAGUGUCCAGUCACAACCAGCCAAACAGCAACUGCUACAGACUGGCGCUGAUUGCUUGUAUCGUUGACCCUCUGAUAACCAUCUACUGUGGACUGUCCAUCUUCACGGUGUUGGGGCACAUGGCGUACGUGACCGGAGCCAGCAUGAACGACUUCCAGUCCUCAGGCCUCAAUCUGGCGUUCUCGGUGUUACCGGAAGCAGUGACUUAUCUCCCCUUACCCCAGCUGUGGUCUGUGCUUGUCUUCGUGAUGAUGAUGACUUUAGGACUUGAUACAACGAUGCCGAGUUUGGAGAUACUGUCGGAGGCAAUCGGUGACCGGUUCCCUAAGCUGACUAAACGCCGUUGGCUACUUCUCCUUCUCGUCUUCCUUCCUUCCUUCAUUCUUACCCUCCCGUAUACUACACAGGGUGGUAUCUACAUGCUGACCCUCGUUGACUGGUACUCCGCUGUGCCCCCUGUGAUGCUCUUUGGGGUGGUGGAGUGUGUUGUCCUGGCCUGGGUGGUUGGUGUGAUCAGAAUUAACAUGUGCACAGUCGAGAUGUAUGGCCAAACCAUUCCCAGAUGGUUGACGUUCCUCACAAAAUACAUCACUCCGGGGCUGCUGAUGACUAUACUCGUGUACGCCUUCUACGUGUACCGCCCUCCAAAAUAUGGCGACUAUUUCUAUCCGGAAUGGGCAACUGUGCUUGGCUGGCUUAUAUCGGUAGCCAUUGUUCUGCCGACGCCAUGUUGGAUGGUGUACUCUGUUUAUAAGUCGGAUGGAACAUCAUUUAAGCAGAAACUGACAAGAGCAUUCAUCCCACAAGAGAACAAGGAAGAGGUGCCGAUGGACGCCGCAGAGCAAGAAAGCCUCACUCAUGCUGCAAAGACGAUGCAGAUGUAACAAACAUGUCUUACGACUUUUGGUCGAAUUGUUUUUGAACCCGGUUUACAACAUGCAAAGCCUCAGAAAAGGUUUCGCAAUCUAAUAUGGUGGAUAUGUGGAGGGAGAUUGUGUUCCGAUGGACACUUGACUUGCCCUUGCAUGUGUUUGUGCAGUGCUCUCGGUGGACAGCAAGCGCGAAGCUUUUCCCUUUUACUUUACCAUCAGUAUUUGAUAGUUUCAUUAAGACUUUUUCUGUCAUUGUCUGAAUUGUUUAAUGGACCUUGCUUUUAGUAGAGAUUUCUUAUUAAUAUGGACCAGAUUUGCGUGGAUUUUGGAAAGGAUUUGUGUGGAUUUUGGUGGAUUUUGGAGAGGAUAUGAGUGGAUUUUGGAAAGGAGGGUAGCUAUUAUUAGCUUACCGAAGUAUAUAGAUUGUUCUUUAAAGAAAGUAUUGGAUUCUGAUUCCGAAUAGAAACAAAAAACGAAGUUCAAGAGAACGAACUGUUGAAAUAUAGUUUUUAAAUUGUGUGCUGAUACUGCUAAAGUAUCAUGUACGAGGCCUUAAUACUGCUGAGAUCAUAAAACUGUCAUAUUUGAAAUUGAAUAUUCUUGACAUGAUAAAGAUAUGAUAAUUACUUACACUUUGGAGCUGAAAUACUAUGAAUAUGAUCAAGAAGUAAUAUUGGUGAAAUGAUAAAGCGUUGAUAUUUUUGACUCGAUAUAGCCGCAAUGUUGGUGAAAUGAUAAGGCUGUAAUAUUGGUGAAAUGAUGGAGCUAUAAUGUUGCUGGUAUAUUGAAGUUGUAAUAUUGCUGACCCGAUAAGGUUGUAAUAUUGGUGAAAUGAUAAAGCGUUGAUAUUCUUGACAUGAUAUAGCUGAAACAUUUUUGACACAAAAAAGACGCAAUAUUGCUGAAAUGAUAAGGCUGUAAUAUUGCUGAAAUGAUGGAGCUAUAAUGUUGCUGCUAUAUUGAAGUUGUAAUAUUGCUGACCCGAUAAGGUUGUCAUAUUGCUGAAAUGAUAAAGCCAUAAAAUUGCUGAAAUGAUAAAGCCAUAAUAUUGCUGAAAUGAUAAUGACAUAAUAUUGCUGAAAUGAUAAAGCCAUAAAAUUGCUGAAAUGAUAAAGCCAUAAUAUUGCUGACAUGAUAAAGCCAUAAUAUUGCUGACAUGAUAAGUUUGUAAUAUUGCUGAAAUGAAAAGGCGGUAAGUUUGCCGAAAUGAUAAAUCCGUAAUAUUACUGAGACGAUAAGGCUGUAAUGUUGCUGAGACGUAGUCUGUAAUAUUACUGAAAUGAUAAAGCUGUAACAUUUUGACACGAUAAGGCUGUAAGAUUGCUGAGACGAUGAGGCUGUAAUACUGCUGAAAUGAUAAGGCUGUAAUAUUGCUGAUACCUAAAUGCUGUAAUAUUGCUGAAAUGAUAAAGCUAUAACAUUUUGACACGAUAAGGCUGUAAGAUUGCUGAGACGAUGAGGCUGUAAUACUGCUGAAAUGAUAAGGCUGUAAUAUUGCUGAUACCUAAAUGCUGUAAUAUUGCUGAAAUGAUAAAGCUAUAACAUUUUGACACGAUAAGGCUGUAAGAUUGCUGAGACGAUGAAGCUGUAAUAUUGCUGCUACGAUAAAGCUGUAAUAUUGCUGAUUGUGGCAUGUGGUCACUCGUUUGCUCCUUUGCUACGGGGAUUGCACACUGUUGGUCCCGAUCUACCCACUCUCGUAAUAAGAAGUGAUGGACCAAAUACGCUCGUAAGGGUCGUGACUUCCUUGCUUGAAUUUGGCAGCGUCUCCAGCUGAAGGGGGUGUCGUUAUUCACGAUGUCGCUCACUGGUGUGGUCUGUACAGACAACUUCACAUACAGGAAUAUGUCUGUUACACAAUACACAAAUACACACCCACUGAUAUAAUACCCUUUUCAAAAGGGUGAUGGCUCACUUUCUCAUUUAUCUUUACAACUUUUAUCCCUUUUUGUGGCUGUAUCCUUUAAUUUUAUACCCUUUGGGGUAAAACAUACAAAUUUAAAUGCAGUACUCAGGUUGUUCAUUAGUAGAAUUUUCGCAGUUUAGGGUACGUUCAAAUAUGCCUGUUUUAAUCAAUUUUAUAUGCUAAGAAAUGUACUCUUAAUAGCGUUUUAUGAAAAAUAAAACAGGUUAACAGUCUCAAAGGAA
This is a messenger RNA of Haliotis rubra (blacklip abalone), 4456 nucleotides long. RefSeq names its product sodium-dependent dopamine transporter-like. The record is from RefSeq and is a predicted model, not a curated record. NCBI's taxonomy places the organism in Eukaryota, Metazoa, Mollusca, Gastropoda, Lepetellida, Haliotidae. Gene Ontology annotation, biological process: sodium ion transmembrane transport. The transcript is spliced from 15 exons. The coding region runs from base 527 to 2320 and encodes 597 amino acids. Gene Ontology annotation, cellular component: membrane.